UCUCUCUCUCUCUCUUCCUCCCUCCCACCCUUUUCUCUCUCUAUAUAUCUACAAAUAUACACGUCUUUUAUCUCUCCUCUUCUAUAUUAUCCUUAAUUUAUACACCCAUCAAAAUCUAAGCAAAGGUGUAAUAAAUUGCGCGAGAAUAUACACAGGAGCUAAUGGAGGACCAUGAAAGGGUCGCAUGCUCAAAGGGGCAAAGUGAUCAGGAGGAGGAGAUGGAGCUCAGGAGAGGACCAUGGACAAUGGAAGAGGAUCUUAUCCUCAUCAAUUACAUCGCCAACCACGGCGAGGGCCGAUGGAAUUCGCUAGCUCGAAGUGCAGGCCUAAAACGAACCGGGAAGAGUUGCAGGCUACGUUGGCUCAACUACCUUCGCCCCGACGUUCGGCGCGGUAACAUCACCCCAGAAGAACAGAUCCUCAUCCUUGAACUUCAUUGCCGGUGGGGGAACCGGUGGUCGAAAAUAGCGAAAUACCUGCCUGGAAGGACCGACAACGAAAUAAAGAAUUAUUGGAGAACCAGAGUGCAAAAACACGCGAAGCAGCUCCAGUGCGAUGUCAACAGCAAGAAGUUCAAGGAUGCCAUGCGGUACGUCUGGAUACCCCGUCUUAUAGAACGCAUUCGGGCAGCCUCGGGCAGCACUUCUUUCGUUGCACCGGGCGUCACCGACCUACCCGUCACUUGCCCGGAGAUCUCCGACGCGUCCGGCUCGCCGCCUGACUCGUCCGGGACUUCGCUAUCCUCGCCUCCGGUUGCGGAAUUCUCGGAAUCCUUCGACAACUGGCAUAGCACCCUUGUGCAAGGGGGUGAGUUUAAGGAAGGUGAUGGGAUCCAUGAGACCCAAAAUGACAACGAGUGGAUUGAGUCAAUGAUGAUCAGCCAGGGAGGCUAUGGCAAGCAAGAAGUAUUCGAAUUUGAGGAAAGUGGAUGGGAAGGUGGGUUUUCUGACAAUUUGUGGAGUUUGGAGGACAUACUGUUCAUGCACCAAUAAAUUCAAUUGCAUGCCCUUUCAAAAUCUAUAAAAUAUCAUAUAUGCAUGUCUCUCUCUCUCUAAAUUUACAAAUUUAUCACAAAUGUCCCUGCCAUUAAUUUUCUUAAUUAAACUUGUUUGGAUUAAAAGGAUACUUACUAUAUGCUAAUUAAGUUAAUAAAGUGACAAUUUUACACUCAACUAUUUGAUCUUGUAGGGCAAAAUAUUUAUACAUGCUGUUUUUUUCAUUUAAUUUUACAACUUAUGGCACGAAUUUUUAAUCCCUUAUCAAAUGCGUGAUCUAUGUAUCACUUUUAUUUGAUUUUUUUUUUCCUUACAAAAAUAAUGUUAAAGUUAUAAAAAUUGCUUUCCUAUUGAUAAGCU
Ananas comosus (pineapple) is the source of this 1355-nucleotide messenger RNA. Its product is annotated as transcription factor MYB108-like. The record is from RefSeq and is a predicted model, not a curated record. The transcript is spliced from 3 exons. The coding region runs from base 162 to 992 and encodes 276 amino acids. Gene Ontology annotation, cellular component: nucleus. NCBI's taxonomy places the organism in Eukaryota, Viridiplantae, Streptophyta, Magnoliopsida, Poales, Bromeliaceae. Gene Ontology annotation, biological process: regulation of DNA-templated transcription. Gene Ontology annotation, molecular function: DNA-binding transcription factor activity; sequence-specific DNA binding.